This is a messenger RNA of Geodia barretti, 690 nucleotides long. NCBI's taxonomy places the organism in Eukaryota, Metazoa, Porifera, Demospongiae, Tetractinellida, Geodiidae. The record is from the annotation of a GenBank genome assembly.
AUGGCGAACGCGAUCCGCGCUCUCGCGAUGGACGCGGUGGAGCAGGCGCGUUCCGGCCAUCCCGGCAUGCCCAUGGGCCUUGCCGAUGUCGCGACCGUUCUCUUCGGCCGCUUCCUCAAGUUCGACCCCUCGAGCCCCGACUGGCCCGACCGGGACCGCUUCGUGCUCUCGAACGGGCACGGCUCGAUGCUGCUCUAUGCGCUGCUUUAUCUGACCGGCUAUCCGGAUAUCGAUAUCGACGAGAUCCGCAAUUUCCGCCAGCUCGGCAGCCGCACCGCCGGCCAUCCGGAGUACGGCGUCGCCGCCGGGAUCGAGACCACCACCGGCCCGCUCGGCCAGGGCCUUGCCAACGCGGUCGGCAUGGCGCUGGCGGAGCGCAGCAUGGCUGCCCGCUUCGGCAGCGAGCUUGUGGACCACCACACCUAUGUCGUGUGCGGCGACGGUUGCCUGAUGGAGGGCAUCAGCCAGGAGGCGAUCUCGCUUGCCGGCCAUCUCAGGCUGGACCGCCUGAUCGUGCUCUACGAUUCCAACGAUAUCUCGAUCGAUGGCCCCACCAGCCUCGCUUCUCCGACGACGCUCGCGCGCGUUUCGAAUCCGCCGGUUGGCAUACGCAGCGCGUCGACGGCCACGAUCCCGAGGCCGUCGCGGCGGCCAUCGCUGCAGCCAAGGCCGAGCCCCGGCCCUCGAUGA